Messenger RNA from Callorhinchus milii (elephant shark), 4365 nucleotides. It is a transcript of the gene slc4a11, whose product is annotated as solute carrier family 4 member 11. Gene Ontology annotation, cellular component: plasma membrane; basolateral plasma membrane. Gene Ontology annotation, biological process: transmembrane transport; monoatomic ion homeostasis; monoatomic anion transport. The record is from RefSeq and is a predicted model, not a curated record. The transcript is spliced from 20 exons. The coding region runs from base 222 to 2741 and encodes 839 amino acids. Gene Ontology annotation, molecular function: solute:inorganic anion antiporter activity. Lineage: Eukaryota; Metazoa; Chordata; Chondrichthyes; Chimaeriformes; Callorhinchidae.
GAGAGAGAGAUUGAGAGUAUGUGUUUGUGUUGUAAAGAGAUGGAGGUUAGGACCCAGGGGUGUGGGUUUUGGGGGCUGGCACUCUGGCAGUAUUUCAAGUCAGUUUCACUUUGCUUAGAAACUCUUUUGAUGUGAGAGAGAGAGACAGAGAGACACGCUGGGAUGUGCAUGAGGGAGUGAUGGAGCAUCUCUCAAGUUGCAGUUAGAGUGGAUACACUGCGAUGGAGAGAGAGGGAGAUUUGCAAUUGCAGACAAGUGACACCCCAGCCCCAGCCAUGUCUGCGAAUGGAUAUUUCUAUCAGGAAAGUGGGAAUCUGAGAUCUGGGAAUGAGGAAACCGCGGAGAGCCAAGAGAACGCCCGGGGUGAGAUGCAUGAGAUGGUUAGCGAUGAUGACAUCCGAUUCUUUGUCAACAUGAAUGUCAAACUGGACACGAGCAUUGAUGGAGAAAACAACUCAGGAUCUGUGCUUAUACACACAUCAAGAAAGUACCUGAAGCUGAAGAACUUUGGGGAGGAAGUGCGAGCUCACCUGGACCUGGAUGGAUUCCUGAUGGGGACGGGGGUGAUGUUGGACACGGCAGCCCCCUCCCUGGACCAGGUCCUGAGUGAGAUGCUCACCCAGACCACCACUGAGAGCUCGAAGCCUGGCUCCGACUGUGACCAGCUCCUGGCAGCUCUCUUCACCGACUCAGAGGCCGUGCAGGACGGCAAUGUGCACCUUCUGUCAGACACUAUUCAAGGAGUCUCCGCUACACCUACAGGCAUCCAGUACCAGCAGUCCUGGAUCUGCCUUACAUCUACAGUGGCAACGAUUCGGAGAAGUCGCGUGUGUAUAAGCCGCUUAGAAAGGCCUCAGAACUGGGGUGAGAACUGCUGUGAAGUGCGGUUUGUGAUAUUGAUCCUAACUCCAGCCAAAACGAAGACGACAAAAACUUCGAGCGAGGUUGGGAGAACCUUCGCCACCAUGUUUUCUGACAUCAACUUCCGUCAAAAGCUUCUGGAAGCGAAGACGGAAGAGGAGUUUAAAGAGGCCCUGCUCCUGCAGAGACACCUGCUCACAGUCAUCCACACGGAACCGGGCAUCAAAGAAAAGAAGAGUCUCAAAGAGGAGGAGGAGAAAACUCCACAGCUUGUGGACUUUGUGCGUAUUGGGCGGGGUAUGGCGGACGACAUGCUUCGCCGGCUCCCUUUGUACCUCUCUGAUUACACGGAUGGUAUCAUCGGGAGCAAUAAAGCCAUUCGCAAGAUCAUCACCACCAUCCUGUUUCUCUACUGUAUCUGUUUGCUACCGACAAUAGCUUUUGGAACCUUAAAUGAUGAGAACACCAGAGGGGCGAUCGAUGUGCAGAAAACUAUUCUUGCCCAAUGUAUUGGCGGCAUCUGCUACGCGAUCUUGGCCGGCCAGCCGAUGGGUAUAGUAUUAACAACAGCACCGCUGGCUCUCUACAUCCAUGUAAUCCGAGACAUCUGCGAUGACUAUGAGCUAAAUUUCUACGCCUUCUACGCCUGCGUGGGCCUGUGGAACAGUUUCUUUUGCGUCAUCUACGGUGUCGCUAAUUUAAGUUUGCUGAAAUCGUUUUUCAAAAGGUCGACGGAUGAAAUCCUGGCCGUAUUCAUAUCCAUUGCCUUUGUGGUGGACGCUUGUAAAGGCAUGGCCACAAUUUUCGAGGAAUUUUACCACGAUGGUGACUUGGUGUCACUGAAUAACUCCAUCUCAGAUUUCAACACAAGCUUCUUGCACAACAGCUCGACCCUCGACCCGCAGACUGUGAGAUGUGGGCGAGAGACAGCUGUGCUCAGCCUGAUGCUGAUGCUGGGAACCCUGUGGCUUGGCUACACUCUGUAUCAGUUCAGGAAAAGCCCGUUUCUACAUGCCAGGGCCCGGGAAACUCUGUCAGACUGUGCCUUACCCAUAUCUGUGGUGGUGCUCUCCUUUGUUGGAACCUACAUAUUUCGAGACAUAAAAGUUGCCACCUUUAGUUAUAAUCCGUCCCAGAGCCUGUUUAACCUCGCCCCCUUUCACUUGCUCUCGGUGGGGGCGAUAUUUGGUGGGAUGGGGCUCGGCUUCCUUCUCUCGCUGCUCUUCUACCUGGAACAAAACAUUGUGAUGUCGUUGACUAAUGCGCCCCACCACAGGUUAGUGAAGGGCACGGGCUAUCACUGGGACAUCUUCCUGGUGGGAAUCAUCAACAUUGUGACCUCCAUCUUUGGCUUACCCUGGGUGCACUCUGCCUUCCCACACUCCCCCCUGCAUGUCCGGGCACUGGCCUACAUGGAGAUUAGAGUGGAGAACGGACAUCUGUAUGAGACGAUUGUGCGAGUGAGGGAGACCAGGGUGGCGACACUCGUAGCUCACAUCAUGGUGGGUGUCUCUCUGCUUCUCCUGCCCAUCCCUCUCCAGUGGAUCCCGAAACCAGUGCUGUACGGGCUCUUCCUCUAUGUGUCUCUCACUUCCAUCGAUGGAUGUCAGUUCUUUGAGAGACUGGCUCUCCUCCUCACAGAGCAGACAUCCUACCCUCCCACCCACUACCUACGGAGGGUUCCCCAGAGGCAGAUCCACUACUUCACAGGCCUGCAGAUCAUCGAGCUGCUUAUACUGUGUGGCUUUGGCAUGGCUCCCCUGCCCUACAUGAAGAUGAUAUUCCCUCCCAUCAUGCUGGCAAUGGUGCCCAUCAGGUGCUAUUUACUUCCAAAGAUAAUUGAGGCCAAGUAUCUAGAUGCAAUGGAUUCUGAGCACUAGAGAUGGUUGGAGACUGAGCGCUAGAGAUGACUGGAGACUGAGUCGUGGAGAGAUGACUGGAGACUGCUGAGAACCAUGGUGGGUGGGUGUGGGGCAGGGUGGGGCAGGAGGAGUUGCUGUAUGUCACUGCCCGAGCUACUGGGGCAGAAGUGUCAGAGAGCAUCAAAUUGACUGGACCAGAGGAUUGCCCGAGCUUCACCCAACUUGCGAGAUAACCAAUGUCCUUCGUCUCAUUCAUCUAUUUUAUAUAUAAUAUAUAUGUGUGCGUGUAUACUUCAGAUAUCCCUCUUGAAGGGACAGGUUAUACGUCGGAGGGUAUCCAAUUGCUUUUAUGUUAAAGCCUCCCUCUCAAUCACUUUCCCACCUCUCGACAUCACUUGACAAGACUUCACGUUAUUUGGCAUUCGGCCUUUGGGAUGUUUCUGCUUAUGAUUUAGGCUGCUUCCAGCUCUGAGUUUGGCUUUCCGAACUUAGUCUUUGUCCCUCCCCGUUCUGUCACAUGGCCUCUUCCCUGCGCCCUUCGCUCCAUUAACGCAUUUUGUUCUCUGCCUUCUGUUCUCCGCGAUUGCUAAUGUUUUUAAAUUCCAUGAUUUGUGAUCUUCAGAAAAUGGAAAUCUCAAUUACCACGUGCACCACGGUCUGUGAAUAUCUUCAUUAGGCGUCUGUGUGUGUGUAUGUUUGUACACCUAUAUGGGAGUGUCUACAUAUACACUGAGGCUUUCUUGAGUACAUCUGUCUGUCCGUCUGUACGCCCAUAACUCUAUAACUUGUAUGUAUCUACCUGCCUGCCUAUAUGUGUAUACGCAUCUGUGUAUAUAUAUCUCUGUGGGUACACGCAUAUUUGUGUGUGUACGUUUGUGUGUCCACACAUGUAUGUCUGUCUAUCUGUAUAAAUCACAGAGCUGACUGGUUGAGGUUGGAGCUAUUGAAUGUAAUUGAGCUGGGCUGGCGAUGGAGAGCACAGGGACGUAUCAUAUCUGAGACCUGAGGGGUUGAAGACAUCGCACUUGGCAUUAUUCGUAUUCCAUUCCCCUCAAAACCUCCUGGUGUCUUGUCUCCUGACUUUCCGUUCCCCUCUCAGGCGCACGGACAUUCCUGUUCGUUUGUCUGAUAUGUGGGAAGAGAAUCGUGCUUAAUUGCGCCAUCUUCUUUGAAGCUCUGAAGCUCUAAACAGUAUCGUUCCUGAGAUUCAACCUAGUCUUAGCGUGUGAGACCAUUUGGCCUCUGUAUUUAAGGCGGCACGGAAGGGUGGGAAAAGUCUCAAUACCGGACUUGAUUUGGGAAACAGUUUCUUUCUUUUAACAAAAAAUGUGUUAAAACUGACCACCAGGUUAACCCUGGAAAAGCAUUUUUGUUCACGGUUCCGUGCAUUCUGUUAAAUUAAUUUGGGCGAUGGGUUAAGACUAGGCGGAAUUUGGGGCUUCUGGUUCCAAAAGUUGUUUGGCGGUUUAUCGUGGAUUGAACGCCUUGAUCAAUGUAUCAUCGGCCUAUUGUGUUUUUUUUAGUUUAUUAUUGUAUUUUGUGUGGCAUAGUAAUCGACUUCCCUUUAAAGCGAAUAACUAAAUGCAAAGUGAAACAUUCCUACCAGUAAAUGGAAAUUAAAACCAAAAGUUUUAAAAAAAAA